UGGUUUCAUGUUGGCGUUACGUUGGGUCGUUAUUCAGUCAGUUGGUAUUUCUGUCUGCAUCUUACACGGCUUACUGCACCAUGCGACCGUAAGGGUGCAGACAACCGGUUAGGGUCGUUAUUCAGUCAGUGGGUAUUUCUGUCUGCGUCUUACACGGCUUACUGCACCAUGUGACCUCAAGGGCGCAGACAACCGGUUAGGGUCGUUAUUCAGUCAGUGGGUAUUUCUGUCUGCGUCUUACACGGCUUACUGCACCAUGUGACCUCAAGGGCGCAGACAACCGGUUAGGGUCGUUAUUCAGUCAGUGGGUAUUUCUGUCUGCGUCUUACACGGCUUACUGCACCAUGUGACCUCAAGGGCGCAGACAACCGGUUAGCACCGAGUAAAAGGUCAAAAGAUGAUAUGGAAAGAAGCAGUGGCAUAUUUUGGUAGUGUCGCAACAUCUGCCCUUCGGGCCUGGGGAAAUACGCAGUCAGGAAAGCGAGGGGUAACGAACCCGGGACCGCCUUGGUGUGCUGUUACGUAACGCGACUGGGCAAGCCGUGGUGAGGGCCAGACGGCGGACAACUGCGGCCAGUGGAGCAAGUGCGGGGUGAUGUUCGGCUGUGUCCUCGUUUUUUCCCGGGACUGCACGGCUACCAGGGCCGGCCCGAUCGGCUCAUAAGGCAAGAAGACUGAACAGACACAAGAUGAUCAGCCUCAAAGUCAUCUUCAAGGCGGUGAUCUUUCAUUUCACGAUUGUCGUCACGGCGAUUGAGACGAACACGGUCACUUUGAGUGCACCUGCGACCACAGCGAAGUCGCUGACAGGUGCGACUGGAGAUGAUUAUGAAGACAUCAUGACUACAAAUUUUACACAGACCCUCACGUAUGUGGACAACGUGAACAAAUUAAACAUAAGUUCACAAGAUUUCGUAUCUGCAUUUGACCUAUCAAGUUAUCAAAACAACUGCACACAAACUUAUGAGAAUGUAGACGAAUAUCAGUACAUUUCGUACAGUGGACAAUUUCCUGAGCAGUUGGCGGGGCUGGCCUCGGAGCUGCGCGACGAAUUUCAUGCACUCAUAACAACUGCCAUGCUUUUCACUUGCAGCAACAAUGAAACUACAGGACUUGACGUCAUCAAUAUGUCGCGAGCAUACGUGGAGAAAUGCAAGGAAUUUGUCGAGGAACUUAACGGCAGAAUGCUUGAUCAAAACACAACAGAAAUGCAAGAACUGAGCAUUCUUGAUCCAGAAUUAUAUGGGACAAGCAUAGGACAUGCUCAGUCUGUGAUGAGAGUCGUUGAACGCUUGAUAGAAAUGAUAACAGACGAAGAAAAAACUGAUGCACUGAAUCGAAUAAUUUACCAAAUUCAUGAAGAAAUGCACUUUUGCAACGAAACUUUAGCGUGGGACGGCAUUGUCAGGGCGUUUAUGGAAAUGAAGAACUUUCUGAUGACUCGUUUGGAGAGGGCAGAGAACCUGUCGGAAUAUUUUGAAGCAAACGUGUUCCUAAAUGGCAUCGUACCCAACCAUACUGCACGCUUCCUUGACGUACUUUACUGGAGAGACGAAGUAAAGGCAGCAGAGGGGACGAUACACAGGUAUGAGGGAUACCGCUCUAAAGCGCAGGGAAAUCAGAUUAUAAUCAAGUCGAAGCGUAUUAUCACCGUGAUUGUUUUUGCCGUUGGUAUAACGGGAAAUGGACUGCUGCUAAUGAUCUUCAUCAGGCACAAAGAAACUCGGACACUUCCAAACUCCAUGCUGAUAAACUUGACUGUUGUGGACUGUGUAUCACUGGUUGUAAACCUGAUUCUGGAAUACGCACGUGUAACCACGUGCUGGUCAUUUGGUCUGUUGGUCUGUAAGCUCUACUACUUGCUUCGUUACGUGUUAAUCGGUGUUAGCACUUAUUCCGUGGUGAUGAUAAGUGUUCAGAGGUUCAUGGCCGUCGCACAAACGUCUUCAACAAGCAAGUGUUACUUGGGCAAGAAAACAAAGUACGUCCACAUAGCAAUCGUGUGGGGACUGGGCUUCGUUCUGUCCGUGCCCCACAGUGUUGUUGCUAACCUUAACAGAGGACUUUGUUACGAGCUUUCGUUUGAAAACUACGGUCCUGUGAGUACAUCUGACCUCGUGAUGGUGUGUCUGAUCCCUGUGAUCACUGUUGCCGUGUUCUCAGGGUUGACAGCGGCUCGGAUAAGGAGAAGUGUUCGUAACAUCCCUGGCGAGGGGACGGGGCUGAAGCACACAACACACCAUGGUAUGGUGUCCUCAAGCAUUCUGGUUGCACUUGUGGUUUUAUUCGUAGUCAGUUACACCCCGGAUUUCCUGUACAAGUUUCUAAUCACUGAGGUCCACAUUCAGACCACUGAUUGGGACUUCAAUACGCUUAACUUGGUCACGUAUUAUCUCCGAUUCGUGAACUGCUGUUUGAAUCCGUUGGUUUUGUUUGUGAUGAGCAAACGAUACAGAACUUACAUUAAGAGAGACGCUUUCUGUGGAGACAGGAAGGCACAGCCGGGAAGUAAAAGUGAAACCAUUACGGAAACUGUAUUAUAAAGAUGCGUGAGUUAUCGUAAUUCCUUGUUUGCACAAGUCAGCAUACAGGUCAUGCUCUUCAUCUAGACAGAAAGUGAUGAAAUUUGUUACUGCAGAGUUGUUCAAAAACUUCUGAAAAGAAUUAUAAGGCAUUCAAAAGGGUCUGUACGCUUAAAGUUUAAACAUUGUGAUCGCAAAUAAAAUACGAAUCUAAGUAAGGUUA
This is a messenger RNA of Cryptotermes secundus, 2745 nucleotides long. RefSeq lists its product as uncharacterized. Gene Ontology annotation, molecular function: G protein-coupled receptor activity. The transcript has 2 exons. Gene Ontology annotation, cellular component: membrane. Bases 690 to 2543 code for a protein of 617 amino acids. The record is from RefSeq and is a predicted model, not a curated record. Gene Ontology annotation, biological process: G protein-coupled receptor signaling pathway. Lineage: Eukaryota; Metazoa; Arthropoda; Insecta; Blattodea; Kalotermitidae.